GGGGCCCGGCGUUUCCUGUCUCCGGAGUGACGGAGUCCGGCCUUUGCUGGCUUCGCCAUAUUAUUGUCGUGUCUGCGAAGAUACGCAUCUACAAGCUCGUGAAGAAGCAUCGUGGCCUUUAUACGACACAAAUCCACCAUUUGAUUUUCAUCGGCGAUGAGCGAUAUCGAGAGAAGUGGUAGUCGUAGUGCAAGUCCGCGCCGACCACGAACUGCAGACGGUGGUUUAAGGGAUUCACGAUCACACUCGAGAUCGCGUAAAUCGCGCGAGCGGAAGGACAGAGAGGUCAAAUAUUCAAGGUCCCGUAGUCGCUCUGCAUCACGUGGACGGAAGUCAUAUCGCGGCAGCAAGUACACCAGUGUUGGUCAUCGUAGCAGCCGCAGUCGGAGUCGCUCACCAUACCGCGGUGGUCGUUACUCUCGCAGUAGAUCUCGCUCAUACUCACGAUCGCGAUACUCUCGCGAUAGACACGUGUACCGUUCACACUCGCGCAGCCCAAUGUCAUCUAGACGACGACAUAUCGGCAAUCGAGACAAUCCUUGUCCUUCCCGGUGCCUAGGUGUUUUUGGACUCUCCAUUUUUACUACUGAACAGCAAAUUCAACAUAUAUUCUCAAAGUAUGGUCCAGUAGAACGAGUACAGGUCGUUAUCGAUGCAAAGACUGGACGUUCUAGAGGAUUCUGCUUUGUAUAUUUUGACACCUCCGAGGAUGCUAAAGUGGCUAAAGAGCAAUGUACCGGUAUGGAAAUCGACGGGAGGCGUAUUCGCGUAGACUUCUCUAUCACACAACGUGCCCACACCCCCACUCCAGGAAUAUACAUGGGAAAACCUACACAUCUGCACGAUAGAAGCUGGGACGCACCGAGGCGUAGAGAGGUUAGCUACAGAGGAAGCUAUCGUCGCUCACCCAGUCCAUACUACAGUCGCCGGCGUUCACGUUACGACCGUUCUAGAUCGCGCUCUUAUUCACCGCGUUUUGAAUCAAGAGGUAUUGGAUGAUAGAGGGAAGUUUGAAGUUUCACUCUGAAAAAAUGAGUUUUGAAAAGUCAAGACAAGAUAUUUGAAGAACACGUUUAUCUUGCUCACAUUGUCAAGAGUCUGAAGGUUUUGUCGGUUGCUUGUGACAAAGAAUAUGAUCUGCAAUUCAUUUCCGGCUGAGAAGCCUCAAGCCUAGAAGAAAACUUCAAGUAAUGCAAGCCCGAAGACAGAGUCGAGUUGAUCGUCAAACCCCCGACCGGGACACAGGUUAUUUGGUUGGGGGUGAAAACAGGGCCGAAAGUGUUUCCGAAAAUAUUGAAGAAGUUCAUCGAAAAUCUUUCGUAGAAUAGGGACGAGCGUAAGGUGCUCCCAGACCUUUAUACCGAUCAUAUUCUUUAUCAGUUGGUUUGGUUGCCACACGCCAUUUUAUUCGCUCUAGAGAACUGCAUAUAUAUAAUAUGCUUAUAUGCAAAAACCUCUAUAUAUGCAUGCGUGAAAAUAAAGAUAAAAGUUCGCAUACUUCCUUUACCACAUCCUCUCCCUCCACCAUCCUGAGACCUCGGUUUCCUUCAAGAAGACCUCAUAUUAUUAUGAAUUUUACCUAUCUACUGAUAAUUAAUAGAACUUCAUCGUAGCAAUUUAUUAAUAAAUGUUGUUUCUGCCAUGCUCAACUUUGGUCCCUCUCUUUUUUGUGGUUUUUUUACAUUGCGAAGUUUGGUGCGUAAUACGCGAGUCGCUUUUUACUUUAGGGUAAAAGUAAUGUUGCGGAUCGAUUGAUCCUUUCCAAUACCCUGCGAGUUAUUAUUGCCUUUGCAAACUUUUAGGUCUUAAAUUUGUAGUAUGUAAUAGAAGUAUAUUUGUCGGGACUUUAUCUGAAAUUUAAUGCUAAUAAAAUCAGCUUCCAGCAAAGAAUUCGCCUUUUGGAUUUUCUAAUUCCCAUGGAUCGCUACUUAUUUCUACAGAACUUUGUAUCUACAGCGAUAGUUGCAUUCGUUGGUUAUCGUAAUUCAGUUCUUCACAUUCUGAAACUAAAAACUGUCGAUCGCGAUCGUUCAACGAGUCCAUCGUGGCUGACAGGUAUCUCUAGAGAUUGAUUCAAGUAAACGUAAGUGAUUAUCACGAUUGGAAAAAUAUCCAACAAUUGAGACGCAAGCUAUCAAUAUUUACACUUUAG
Messenger RNA from Trachymyrmex cornetzi, 2152 nucleotides. RefSeq names its product transformer 2 (gene tra2). The record is from RefSeq and is a predicted model, not a curated record. Lineage: Eukaryota; Metazoa; Arthropoda; Insecta; Hymenoptera; Formicidae. Gene Ontology annotation, molecular function: RNA binding. The coding region runs from base 157 to 999 and encodes 280 amino acids. The transcript is spliced from 5 exons.